Messenger RNA from Penicillium canariense, 759 nucleotides. Its product is annotated as copper chaperone CCS1. The record is from RefSeq and is a predicted model, not a curated record. The transcript has 4 exons. Gene Ontology annotation, molecular function: copper ion binding; superoxide dismutase copper chaperone activity. Bases 1 to 759 code for a protein of 252 amino acids. Gene Ontology annotation, biological process: removal of superoxide radicals. NCBI's taxonomy places the organism in Eukaryota, Fungi, Ascomycota, Eurotiomycetes, Eurotiales, Aspergillaceae. Gene Ontology annotation, cellular component: cytoplasm.
AUGAUUGAGCCUUUCCAGACGACCUUUGCGGUCAAUAUGACCUGCGAGGGCUGUGUGAAAGACAUCUCUACUUCCCUGAACAAACUUGAUGGCAUCAAGAAGGUCGACGUAAACCUUAAGGAUCAGCUCGUCUUCAUUGAAGGCACCGCGCCCCCGAGCUCUAUUGUGACCGCGAUCCAAAAUACCGGCCGGGAUGCGAUUCUGCGCGGAAGUGGCACCACAAACAGUUCAGCUGUCUGCAUCCUCGAAACGCAUUCCAACGCCGUCUCCAAUAAGAUCCGCGGCCUGGCCCGCAUGGUCCAGGUCUCCUCGAACAUGACCCUGGUCGAUCUGACGAUCAACGGUCUCGCGCCUGGCCACUACUAUGCUACUAUCCGCGAGGCAGGUGACAUUUCCCGAGGCGCCGAAUCGACGGGCGGCAUCUGGGAAUCUUUGAAAAACAAGGUGCUUGGCUCGGACGCCGCGGCCCUGCCGGCCGAGAAGGAGCCGCGCGGGAUCUUCGGCAGUGUCGAUGUUGAUGAUAAGGGCCGCGGCAAUGUGUUCUUGGACCGACCUGUUGCUAUUUGGGAGUUGAUUGGACGGAGUAUGGUUGUUUCCAAGAGCAAGGAGGGUCCGUUCCGGCGCGAGGACGAUAACACCCUGGUCGGUGUUAUUGCGCGCAGUCCUGGUGUGUGGGAUAAUGAUAAGAUGGUCUGCUCGUGCUCUGGUAAGAAUGUUUGGCAGGAGCGACAGGAGCAGGUCAAGCAGGGAAUGGCUUAA